AUGGAACAGGAGGGCCGGUCGGUGUCCGGUAAGAGGAUCAAGAAGAAGGCGAAGAAGAAGAGGAAGAGGCCACAGCCGCCGCAAUCGGCGGGUAAAGGAAAGAAGGAGGAAAGUUCGAAAAAGGGUUCGCCUGCUGCUGCUACUGAGGUUGAGCCUGAAAUAGCCAAAGAUGAGGAAACUAAGGAUAAGGAGGAGGAGGAAGAGGAAGAAAAAGAAGCUAAUCUAGUUGAGAAGGCUAAAAGUGAAGAUAAAGAAGAAAAAGAAGUUGCUACAGAAGCUUUCAAGGCUGCUGUUAUUAAAACAGAAGAGACUGAAGCUGAGUUGGCCAAUGGCACUAAAGUUAAUGGUAGUGAGAAGGCUAAAAAGGCAGCUGUUAAGGAAGAAACAGGAGCAGCAACAGCAGCAGCCCAAGUCAAAAAUGCUCUCAAAAGUGCUGCUGUUUCUGCUGCUGCUACUGCUGCUAAGCCAAAUGCUACCGUUAAGCCUAAAUCAGCCAAAUCUAAAUCAAACGUUAAAGCAGCAAAACAUUCUCUAUCUGCAGCAUCUAAUCAUGGCAAAACCAAAGCUGUCAAGGUGGAAUCUGAUGUGUCUGCUGAGUCAAAGCCUAAAGCCGUGCCAACAACCAGCAACAGUUCAAAACUGCUCAUUUUCCAAAAAGUCAAUAACCAAACAACUGUUCCUGAAACAGCAACCACCAGCAGCACUAAGCAAGAGGAGAAAGUACCAGUACCUGCUCAGAGAAAACCUAGCAAAAUCCCUAAAGUGACCAUUGUCAAAAACGAGCACACAGCAGCAGCAGCAGCCACCACUGAUGCAAUUAACAAUGGUAAAAGUACAUUAACGGCACCAUCAGCACUAGCAGUGAGCACUGCGGCAAAGAACAAGGCAGCCGAGCUCUGCCAUCAACAGCAAAAAAGGCAUCAACAUCAACAACACCUGCACCAUCAUCAGCAGCAGCAGCAGCGACUGCGAACAAUGUCGCCCUCAAUGAGAGCUCUCAAAUGCCGCGCCAAGCGCUCCAUGUCGAGCAGCAGUCAGGAGCAGCAGAAGGCGCUGCUCUCGCCGCCCAUCAAGAAGGCAAAGACGAAGAAGAAGAAGGUGGUGGUCGUGGCAGCGGCCAAAAAGAAGAAGGCAGUUCCGGUUUCAGCCCCAACCACUCCUCCAGCUGUUGGCGGGCAGUCAAACGUACAAAUUGGCAGCCUCUUUGGCAUACCCGUUGCCAUGCCUGCAAACACCUCUGGUACGCCCAAAAAACGAAGCUAUGUUCGAAAAACUCCACUGGUUAACAAAAAGAGUCCCGGGCCGGGAAAGGGAAAGGGAAAGUCUAAGACGACUAAUGCCAAAGCACCAAAGACUACGCCGCUCAAGUCGCCGGCAAAGCCAACAAAAGGAAAGGGCAAAAAGGCUUUAAAUUUUGAUCUUUCAGAACAGCUAGAAGCUGUUUCUGCUGCUGACGUCUCUGACAGCUUUGCAAUUUCCCCCGCAAACGGCAGCAACAAGAGAGGUCGGAAGAAGGGCGUCAAAAAUAAGCCCAAGGAUUUACAACUGAGCCCUCGGCCUUUGCCAAAAAAAAAAUCGCCCAAAAAGAUGUCCAAAGCUGAGCGGCAGCGGCUGGAGUACCAGAACAACACCUACAACCAACAAAACUUGAUGUCACCUUUUUCAUUUGGCAGCAGCAGCAGCCACUUGAACAAAGGUAGUCCCAAUUUUGGCGCUCACUUCGGACAUCCACCACCACCAAAUGAACACAGUCCUCAGCGUACAUUCUCCAAAAGCACAUACGCCCAGCGCCGAUAUCAAAAGAGGACGGAAAUAGAGGCAGCAAAACGAAUGCAAAGACUGCGCAUGCAACUGGAACACCACGAUGAUGAUGAGGAUGAUAAUGAUAAGAAUAACAAUAAGGCAAUGAUGGAUGACGGCUUUGAUGAUGAUGACGACGACGACAACGACGACGAUGAUGACAACUUUAGCAGCAGCGGAAGCAGCAGCAGCAGCAAUUCGAGGCUAUUUAAUGAGCCAGCUGGUCACCAGUAUCACCAGCCGCCAGCUCGGACAAAGCGCUCCAACGGCCGACACAGCAACACCGACAGCGAAAGUGACGAACCGGAGGAGAAUGUUGAGGAAAAUCGUCAUAUUCAGAGAAGGCGACUUGGUAAUGACGAUGAUGAUGACAUCUUUUUUAGAAACGAGGCCGACGACGACGACUCUGAGACCACUAGUCUGCCGGACAGCGCCAUCGAGCUGGAGCGACUGCGAAUUGAGGAGGCGGAGAGGGAGUGGCAGCUGACGCACGGCAGAGCUCGAAGACUUGAGGCGACUGCUGCAUCAGCUGCUCAGGCAAUUGACCUUCGUCGACAUUCUCAGUCAUCAUCGACAAUUUUAUCAUCACCGCAGUUCUCACCUUCAGUUGUUCCCUCUGCCACCGUUGUUGCCCACACGCCAACUCCAACGCCCUGCAACUAUGACUCGUCGGCCUUUUCCGCCCUGCAGGCGGUGGCCGCCGUGGCGGCUCAGCAGCAGAAGUUGCAGUUGCCGCCGCCGCCGCCCCCGCCCCAACCACAACUUCCAGCACCUCAACAAUUUCAAUCUCCGCCGUUGCAGAGCCGAAUACAAAUCACCGGAAGUGGUAGCAGCGGCGGUGGCAGCAAAACCAUCAGCAUCCUUAGCAGCAGCAGCAGCAGCAGCACCACCAGCAAUACCACCAAAAAGAUCGUCCCCACGCUGACCGCCGGCAAGUUCAAGGUGGUGAACAUGAGCAUGACCAAUGGCAAUGAAAACGGCGGCAAAGGAAACGGUGGGAGUGGGAGCAGUGGCGGUAACGUAAACGGCGGCAAAGAGGGCGGCAGCAUUCUGGUGCCCACCCAGGGCGGCGGCAGCGGCAACCCCAGUGUCCGCCACAUGAUCGACCUGAAGAGUGGCAACAUCAUCAACGUGCAGAUACGGACGGCUGUUCCUUCAGCGGUUGCUGUUGGCGGUGGCACUUCGGUAAUUCAGCCCAAUCCUCAGCAGCAGCAGCAUCAAAGCAUUCAGCUGUAUUCUCGCAUUCAACCGCAGCUGGUCAGCAGCCCAACAACUGCUGCUGCUCCUCCUUUAGCUCACCAGCGAUCAACAGCUUCAGUUUCCGUUUCAGCCACUGCAACUACAACUGCAGCACUGACUGCAUUUGCACCUCGCCCACCACUACCACCUCAGCAGCAGCAGCAGCAGCAGCAACAGCAACAACAAAGACAGCAGCAGCAGCAGCUAUCAUCAUCAGCAACUACCAUUGUCGUUCGUGGAGCAGCUCAAUCACCACAACCACUACCACGACAUCAGCAACAGUUUUCGCUGAUUCACCCUCGACCACUGCAGACUACUUCCACUUCCACUCCGGCUCAGCAUUUGGUUCAGCAGCAGCCACAGCAGAUCAUCAGGACAGAGCAACCUCAAAUUCAGCAUUACUCGCAGCAUCAGCCGUCAAUGUCAUUGCUGUCAACAACUGGAUCGCCAACAAUUCACUACCUUGCACAACAGCAGCAGCAGCAACAACAACAACAGA
Messenger RNA from Rhagoletis zephyria (snowberry fruit fly), 3538 nucleotides. Lineage: Eukaryota; Metazoa; Arthropoda; Insecta; Diptera; Tephritidae. The record is from RefSeq and is a predicted model, not a curated record.